AUGGAUCGAGCGUUGUUCAAUAGGUUCUGUGAGGUUCUUGCUGUUAAUGGACGGUUGAGAAGAACUAGAGAUGUAAACAUAGAUGAAAUGGUCUACACGUUUCUGUGCACAAUUUCACACAACGAGAAGAACAGGACAUUGGCAGUGAACUUACUACGAUCUGGGGAGACCAUAUCGAGAUCAUUUCAUCGGGUUUUGAGGGCUGUCAUUAGACUCAAUAGUCUCUUGAUGAAGAAGCCUAUUCCCAUCGCUGACAACAGCAACGACUAUAGGUGGAAACACUUUAAGGUUCUGAUUGCUUCAACAUCUAGAGAGUACAACCACUGGGAGCCGAAUCAUGACAAGCCAUUUGUCGAAUGCUUGCUGGAACUAGUAGACCAAGGACAGAUCGAGGAUGGUCAAUGCAAGAAUGGCGUUUACAAAGAGCUGGAGCGCAUGAUGGAAACGAGGAUACCUGGUUGUGGUAUUAAGGCAAAACCAACCAUUGCAACAAGAAUUAGAAAAUUGAAGCAUUGGUUCCAUGCAACGAUGACAAUGAAGAAGGAGAGUGGAUGGGGGUGGCAUACUGUGGAUAACCACGUCAUCGUGUCUGACGAUGUUUGGAAAGUAUAUGUCAAGGUAUUUACUCUAAUUUGCUGA
Linum tenue is the source of this 639-nucleotide messenger RNA. The record is from the annotation of a GenBank genome assembly. NCBI's taxonomy places the organism in Eukaryota, Viridiplantae, Streptophyta, Magnoliopsida, Malpighiales, Linaceae.